AAACCCUACACUAUAUAGAAUACCCUAUCUAUAUAUAUAUAAUAUAAUCACCAUUGUUAUUGUCAUUAUUAUUAUUAUUAUUACAUCAACAUUGUCAAUUUGCUCAGCUCAGCUGCAAUGGCCAUGGAGAAUCCCCCCAGAAGCCUUCCCCUCAACUGGACUUUCUUCCCCCAACCCCAACAAGAUCAUUACUGCAAGGGCAUGGGCAUGGGAAUGGAUUAUGAAGUGAAGCAAUCAUUUCUGCUGACAAUGGAGCUGGAAGAGACGAGGAUGAAAGCCCAGGAAGAACUCAGAGCCAGAGAUGAACAAAUCUCACACCUCAAAGAUCUUCUCGCCAGAGCCCUCAAGGAAAGAGACCAAGCUCAGGACACGUGUCGCAAUCUCAUGCUCCACAAAUUCAUCUCCUCCGACCUCGACCUCGACCUCCCGAGGAAAGAAUUCGAUUCCAUUACCAAUAAUAACAAUAAAAAUAUUAAUAUCCAUAAUAAUAAUAUUAAUAAUAAUAAUAAUGGCUUCUCCGCCUCGUCGGACUGCGACGAGAGCAUCGUCUCCUCGCCGCGCAUAGCACCGGAGACGACGGCGGAGCUUCCGCCGCUGCCGGACGCCGCCGUCUUGCCGGAGAAAGGGAAGCUUCUAGAAGCGGUCAUCAAAGCUGGACCGCUGCUCCAGACGCUCCUCCUGGCCGGGCCGCUGCCGCAGUGGCGCCACCCCCCGCCGCCGCUCGACACCAAUCAGAUCCCGCCGUUCCCGUCGCCGGCGGCCGGCAGAAAAAGAGGGGCUUCUUCUUCCGACGGCGAGCAGCAGCUGGAUUCGCCGUCAGUGAAGUGCCAGAGACUGAUUCUUCUCCACUGAUCGAUUCAGCCAUUAAUUGAUCGAGAAAAAGUUCCAUCUUGAUUUAAUUUUAAUUCAAUUCCAUCUUAAUUAAUUAAUUAGGAUAUUUUAUUUUAUUUUAUUUGAAUUUGUACAGUCAGUCAGUCAGUGAAGAAGGUAUGAUUUAGUGGUGGUCUGGAGAAGGAAGAUUGUUGUUUUCUCUCUGUCAAAUUGACCCACCCACGCCUACUUUGAUUUUUAUUUUAUUUUAUUUACUCAGAAAAUUAGGGUUGUAAAAUUUAAUUUCAGAAAUUCUUACAACUACUGCGAUCUUCUUUCA
Andrographis paniculata is the source of this 1150-nucleotide messenger RNA. RefSeq lists its product as uncharacterized. The coding region runs from base 118 to 852 and encodes 244 amino acids. Lineage: Eukaryota; Viridiplantae; Streptophyta; Magnoliopsida; Lamiales; Acanthaceae. The transcript is spliced from 2 exons. The record is from RefSeq and is a predicted model, not a curated record.